Insectozyma verbasci is the source of this 1659-nucleotide messenger RNA. The record is from the annotation of a GenBank genome assembly. NCBI's taxonomy places the organism in Eukaryota, Fungi, Ascomycota, Pichiomycetes, Serinales, Debaryomycetaceae.
AUGGAUAGUGACGAUUUAGGUACUUCAGUAUGGGAUGAUGCAUUGCCAAAAGAUGAUGAAUCAAAAUCGCAUUCAAAUUUAAAUACGUUUCAAUCAAGUUCAAUUGGACCAUUAACAAGUCAAUUUUCAAAUUAUUCAAUAAAUGACGAUCCAUUCAGAAAUCCACUAGAUUAUAACAAAUCAGAAGAAUAUGAUGAUGAAGAAGAACAAGAAGAAGAGCAAGCUCCAGUUUCAGGCACUUACGAUGCAUUAAGAGAACAAGAGAUUGAAUUACGUAAAGAACAUAAACAACAACUAAUCAAUAAUUUAACUCAUUCAGAAGAUAGUCGAGAUCAAUUUGAAAAAGAUAUAUCUAAAGUAUCAUCAGAUACAUUAUUUCAAGACUCAAAUAAAAACUCACCAAUUAAAAUUGACUUAAAUUCUCAGUCAGUUACAUCACCAACUCGAAAUUCAAUAAAUAUAAAUAAAUUUAAACCACCAAGAUUGAGAAAAUAUAAUUCAAAAACCAAUGUCAAACAUUUAAAUAACUCCAAUACUGAUAUUUUAGGUCCAUUAGGUGGUGAAAUUAAAAAUGAAGAUGAAGUGGAAGAUGAAGAAGAUGUAAAACUUAAAUUAAAUCAUGCAGAGUCAAUAGUUCAAGAAGCAAAUGGUCCAUUAUAUCAAAUCAAAAAUGUUUCAACACCAGUACAUUCACCUAAAAAACUUAAAGUGGAAGAAGAGGACUCUGAUCCAAAUUCAAAUAAAUUGGAAAUUUCAGUUGGUGAACCUAUGAAAGUUGGAGAUAUUACCAAUGCACAUAUUGUUUAUAAGAUAAAAACAAGGAAUAAGAACAAAGAAUCUAAUUUUUUCCCUGAUAUUGAUGAAGUUGAAGUAACUAGAAGAUAUAAAGAUUUUAGAUGGUUAUAUAAAAAACUCCAGACAAAUAAUCCAGCAAGAAUAAUUCCACCACCACCAUCUAAACAGACAUAUAUUGGUAGAUUUAAUGAAUCAUUUAUCGAAAAUAGAAAAAUUGCAUUAGAAAGAAUGUUGAUUAAAAUAUCAAAAAAGAAACAUUUACAAAAUGAUGCUGAUUUCGUUAGAUUUUUAACCCAAGAGGAAAUAAACACAAAUAUGGAAAAUGAAAUAAUUAAUGAAAAAACAGCAAGUGGAUUCUUAUCAAUUUUUCAAUCGAAGGAAGAACCAACGGGAAUAUUCAAAGAGAAGAAAAUUUAUAUAACUCAAUUAGAACAAAGUUUAAAAGAAUUAUUAAGAGCAAUUGAUCAAACUAUAGUACAGAAAAAUCUUAUAUCCAGUAAUUUGAAUGAAAUCGUUACUGUUCUUUCUGAAAUUAGUUUUAAUGAAAAACUAAUAACUGGGUUCAUAACUACUCAAGAACAAAUAAUUGAUGUAUUCAAUAGAGAAAUUUUACAAUCACAAAAUUUGAUCAUGGUCUUAAAUGAAAACAUACAAAUCUUGGAGUUUUUAAAAGACUUAAUAGAUUCAAAGAAUGGAAUAGAUGAAGAUUAUUCAAAAAUUAUAAAGGAAGAAAUUGAUGAAUUUGAUUUGGAAAGAAUUGCAGAAUUUAGAAAUGCAGUUGAGUUAUGGUUGGAAAAUACAAUUGAAUCACAAAAGGAAGCUAUUGAAAUAUAUGAAACAUUUAUUGAAAGAAAUGAUUUAUAA